This is a messenger RNA of Rhinichthys klamathensis goyatoka, 2145 nucleotides long. RefSeq names its product tripartite motif-containing protein 16-like protein. Gene Ontology annotation, molecular function: protein binding; zinc ion binding. The transcript has 6 exons. NCBI's taxonomy places the organism in Eukaryota, Metazoa, Chordata, Actinopteri, Cypriniformes, Leuciscidae. Bases 28 to 1662 code for a protein of 544 amino acids. The record is from RefSeq and is a predicted model, not a curated record.
CUCUCUGUAGGUUAUUCAUUCAGUAAAAUGACAGAAGCCAGAUUUUCUCAGGAUGAGUUCAUGUGUCCAGUGUGUCUGGAUCUCCUGAAGGAUCCAGUGACUAUCCUCUGCGGACACAGUUACUGUAAGAUCUGUAUUUCUGGCUGCUGGGAUCAGGAGGAUGAGAAGAGCGUCUACAGCUGCCCUCAGUGCAGACAGACCUUCAGUCCAAGACCUGCUUUAGCUAAAAACACCAUGCUAGCUGAAGUGGUGGAGAAACUGAAGAAGACUAAACUUCCUGCAGACUGUUACGCUGGAGCUGGAGACGUGGAGUGUGACGUCUGUACUGGAAGAAAACACAAAGCCGUCAAGUCCUGUCUGGUGUGUCAGGAGUCUUACUGUCAAACUCAUUUUGACCGUCAUGAGGAAUUUCACUCUCGUAAACCACACAAAGUGAUUGAUGCCACUGGACGACUGCAGGACAUGAUCUGCCGCAAACAUGAUAAAGAGCUAGAAAUGUUCUGUAUCACUGAUCAAGAAUGCAUUUGUGUGCGAUGUAAGGAGUAUGAACAUAAAAACCACAACACUGUAUCAACUGCAGCGCAGAGGACAGAGAAACAGAAACAGCUGAAGGAGACGCAGAUGAAGAUCCGUCAGAGAAUCCAGCAGAGACAGAAAGAUCUUCAUCAGCUGAGAGAGGAUGUGGAGUCUCAUAAGCGCUCUGCACACACAGCAGUGGAGGACAGUGAGAAGAUCUUCACUGAGAUCAUCCGCUCCAUUGAGAGAAGCCUCUCUGAGGCGACACAGCGGAUCAGAGAUCAGGAAAAGACUGCAGUGAGUCGAGCUGAAGGACGACUGGAGCGACUGGAGCAGGAGAUCAAUGAUCUGAGGAGGAGAGACGCUGAGCUGGAGCAGCUUUCACACACACAAGAUCACAUCCAGUUCCUGCAGAGUUUCCAGUCUCUCUCAGCUCCUCCUGAAUAUACAGACGAACCCGACGUUCCCUUCGGUUCUCUCUCCUCUUUUGAUGGCGUGAGAGAAUCUGUCCGUCAGCUGAGAGACAAACUGGAGGAUUUCUGCAAAGAGGAGAUCAAGAAGAUCUCAGACGGAGUCACAUUCACCAACAUGAAUCCCAAGACCAGGAACGACUUCCUACAAUAUUCUCAUCAGCUCACUCUGGAUCUGAACACAGUGUAUAAACACCUCAGUCUGUCUGAGAGGAACAGAGUUAUUACUUACACUAGCACAGAGCAGCCGUAUCCUGAUCAUCCAGACAGAUUUGAUUAUUAUCUUCAGGUGUUGUGUAGAGAGAGUGUGUGUGGACGCUGUUACUGGGAGAUUGAGUGGACUGGAGAUUAUGGUGUGUAUAUAUCAGUGUCAUAUAAGAGCAUCAGCAGGAAGGGAUCGGGUGAUGAGUGUGUGUUUGGACGUAAUGAUCAGUCCUGGAGUUUGUUCUGCUCUUCCUCCAGAUACUCAUUCUGGCACAAUAACAUACACACUCCUCUCCCUGUAAAGUCCAUCAGCGGAAGAAUAGGAGUGUGUGUGGAUCACAGUGCAGGAACUCUGUCCUUCUACAGCGUCUCUGACACAAUGAGCCUCAUCCACACAGUCCAGACCACAUUCACUCAGCCGCUCUAUCCUGGGUUUUAUGUUGAUAACAGAUCAUCAGUGAAACUGUGUUGAUGUUUCAGAAUAGACUGUAGAGAGAUUUUACCCAUAAUACUUUGAGCUAUCAGUAACAGUGAGAUAUUACAGAGACUCUUAUUUUAACUUUCAUUAAUAUAGCUGAACUUCUGCUACUGAAAUAACACGUCAUAAUAAAUGUGUGUAUUGCAGUUUUUUCAAUUGCUAACAAGCAUCGGUCAAUACUGAAGAACCAGAAGUCUAUGCCAAACUGAAUCAUUUUUCACUGCUUUCACACAAAAUGCAUUCAAUGACCACAUUUCCCAAAAUCCAUGAACACUUUUGUCAUUCAUCACCAUCUGCAAAACACUAUAUAUUUGCAGCAGAUUUCUCCAAUGCUAACACAUGCUUUCAAAACUGAUAAAAGCUCAUUCAAAUCAGAAUGAUGGCAAACUCUGUGCAUUUCUGCAGGGAUUAUACUGAAUUAUAAAAUAUAAGCAGAAUAUUUACAAUGAAAUUAAAUGAUAAUUAUUGCAAACACAA